Molecule: messenger RNA, 2736 nt
Organism: Vanessa atalanta (red admiral)
Lineage: Eukaryota; Metazoa; Arthropoda; Insecta; Lepidoptera; Nymphalidae
Product: transmembrane protein 127-like
Exons: 4
Coding region: 183-1034 (283 amino acids)
Biological process (GO): negative regulation of TOR signaling; negative regulation of cell population proliferation
Cellular component (GO): membrane
Source: RefSeq, a predicted model, not a curated record
CUGUCUGUCAAAUGUAAAGUAAAAUACGACAAUGACAAGAGACAAGAGUAGGCAGUUUUAGUAGAUAAUUUAAUUCGCAAAACAUUAUUUUGUGCUAAUUGUUUAUCUUUCUUGUGUUUGUAAGUGCUGCGAUUGAUUUCCCAAGUUCUGUUUGAGUUUUUUCCGAUGGUUUUUAAAUCACGAUGAGCUGCAUUACUUGGAUCCGAGGUCUCAAAAUUACAUUACCGUUCAAGGAUAAGGAAUUGAACAAAAUAGCAGCAAGUUUCAAUGUUCUAACAUUCUUGUUGACUUGCGCUGCACUUGUCCAACCCAGUUGGUUUAAAAUUAAGGGAUUGCACUGUACCCAAAGCCUUUCACUGACACAGUUCUUCACUUUCGAUGAAGAUGAUGAUGACAACAAUCAUAUAGCUAUACAGACAGAAUUUGAUCCUGUAAAUAGAUCAGAUUUUAAUGGUCUUCCACCAUGUACAACACCAGAAAUUAUAUUGCUCAUGAGAAUUUUAAUAUUACUCUGUUUUAUGGUGCUAUUGUGUUCAUGCAUUGGUGUUCUGAUUAAUCUUAUUAGUUUGAACAGUAAAGCAAUAAAAAUGCUACGAAGGAAUGCCGUCCCCAGUAUCAUGUGUGUUUUUUGGGUCAUCGCUAUAGUCGGAGUUUGCUAUUAUACAACUGUUGUGUUAGGUAACACAAACAAUAGUGAUCCUAAUACAAUACAAGUUGAUUAUGAAUAUGGAUUCUACACAAUAACAGGAGCAGGUGCUUUAGCUCUCCUAGCAUCAGCUGCGAAUCUAUGGGGUGCACCAUUAUCAAACGAUGAAGACUUGCAAAGACGAAAUCUUAUGGAAGAUUGGGAUGGAUAUGAAGCCCACAGUGUAGGUCCAACACCAGCAGUGCCUACUCUACCUCCUUACACACCAAGCCCAAACUAUGUCUCGACUGCACAUCCAACAUUUGCACCACCAGUGCUCGGCACUCAACAAUAUUUUCCUUUUGAUGAUCUCUCUAUCUUACCACCGCCCCCUCCAUACACACCCUAGAAUAAGUUAUACAACUUUUACCAAAUAUCUAGAUUCGACUCGAAUAUGACUAUUUAUAUUCUCUAUUCAUGUAACAUUUAUAUUUGCAUUAGUGGUUUUGGGUAUCGAAUUUUGGGUUCUACCAAUAUCUGGUGAGGAAACAAAUUUGCAAAGCAGUCUGAAGAUUUCCUCAGCUUUGAAUUCCCUCAUAAAGAAGAAGUAACUCUUUAACUCUGCAAUUAUUAUCAGUCUUCGUUUAAACAGUUAAACUUGCUUCUAUCGAAGUAGAUACUGUUACAAUUAGCAUAUUAUAAAAAGACAGAAGUUUAGAGUCAACAUUUUUAAUAGAAGUAUAUUUCACCAGAAUAUACUAUGGAAAACAUUCUAGCCAAAUAGUCUGCCCAUUAUGGAUAUUCAACAAACUAACUAAUUACUCGGCCUACCACUAAUUUUUAAUACAGAUAUACACAAAAUACUCCAAACUGUUAGAAUAUUUGUUUGUAGAAUUAAAUAAGUUCAUGUAAAAUCGACAAUUAAUAUGAAAAAAAAAACUAUUUUGACAUUUACAAUCCUAGCUUACAAACAGAUUUUCUUUAGAAGUUAUGUGUGUUUAAAAUAUCAAAAGCUCUGUUUAUGACCCCAACCAGUAAGUAAUAUGUAAAUAUGAUUGUAAUAAAACUGAAUUAAUUUUAGUUAUGCUUCAAAAGAACAAAACUUCAGAUGAAUAAAUAAAAGUGCUACAAAUAUUUUUCAAAUGAUAAAAAAGGCUCACAAAGAUAAUUAUUUUUAUAUAAAAAUCGCAAUGUUUUAUUAUAUCUUGAAUAGAAACAGUUUUAUUACGAAAAUCAUAGAGCAAAGAUAUUACUAAACUUGACUUAAACUGCAAUAAUACCAGUCUGGAUAAAAUAUAUGUAUAUGAAGGUUGAUAUUGUAAAGAAACUUUUAGUAGUUAAAUGUAGUUAGUAGCCUAAAAAUAAUGUGAUAAAUGUUUAAGAUGAAUCUCAACCAAAUGCAUUAACUUACAAUUACAUUACAUAUUUCAUUCCAGCUAUAUCCAUUUAAAUUGAUUAGUGAAAGAUAAAAACUUGAUUUAUAUAAAACCUUAUUUUAAAAAUUUUAGUCUAAUGGUAAAGAUAUGUUAAGAAUAUGUGGAACAUUUUUAAAUAAUAAUAUUUACAUUUUAUUUUCUAUAUAUGUGGUUGUGAGUUAUACAUAAUAUUGUGCAUUUUGGAAUGUGAUUUGCCAUUAUAGUGCCUAAUUUCAUCAUAUUCUGAAAUAUUUUAAAUUACUAAAAAUUUCACUUAAGUGUUCAUGAAAGUCUAAAGUAUAGUAUUAUUAUGCUAUUUAUAAAUAUAUAAUUUUUAGUGAUGAUGAUUUGAAUAAAAAGGCUUCAGAAUAUUUCUUCUUAAAAAAAUAAAUGAUGUAUAUGAUUGUAGAUAUAAUAUUCUCUAUAUAGAUGCAUAAUUAUUAAACAUCUCCAAUAUGAAGCCUUCUUGUCAAUAGAAUCGUAACGAACAUUAAAUAUUCUAGUGUUUAAAGAUUAUUCUUAUUGUAUAAUGGAUUCAUGUAAGUAUUUGAUUAUGCGUCAUAUUGCUUGGAAUUGGAUGGAUUAGGAUUUACUUGCUAAUUUCUAAAUAGCAAAAUUACGAAACAUGUUUAAAUAUGCCUUAGAUUAAUUACUAAAAAACUUGUAAGUAGAAGUUAUUUUUAAUAACAAACUUCA